AUGCCGCUCUACCAGAUGUUCUGUAUCACAAAACACUACCCUGAAUAUAAACAUAUCCGGGAACUUAUUCGUCAGUCUGCAACCCAUGUCAUGAAGGCGGGUGGCGUCGUUCGAAAGAUCGAGUCUUCGGGAACACGCACGCUCCCACAGAGAAUGAAGCGACAAGGGCCAUAUGUCGACAUUGGAGACUACUGGUCACUUUACUUUGACACGAACCCUCGGACACUACGCUCUCUGAACGGAAUUAUGCGACGCGACCCCCGUGUUCUUCGAUGGACAGUUCUCAAACUCGCCGACAAGGUCGAAGACAUUGCAAAACAGGGCGAGCAGUUGGCUUCCGGGAGAGGUCCUCUCAAUUAA
Messenger RNA from Coprinopsis cinerea okayama7#130, 360 nucleotides. RefSeq lists its product as hypothetical. The coding region runs from base 1 to 360 and encodes 119 amino acids. The transcript has 3 exons. Gene Ontology annotation, molecular function: structural constituent of ribosome; small ribosomal subunit rRNA binding. Lineage: Eukaryota; Fungi; Basidiomycota; Agaricomycetes; Agaricales; Psathyrellaceae. Gene Ontology annotation, cellular component: ribosome; mitochondrial small ribosomal subunit. The record is from RefSeq and is a predicted model, not a curated record. Gene Ontology annotation, biological process: translation.